CACCACUCCAACAACUUCUUUUGAGCACUUAGCCAUGGCGUUCAGCGGCACCCAGAUGCUCGCCGCCUUCACCCUGGGCAUUCUCCUCAUGGCCUUCUGUGUGGAGACUCAGGUAUGCAUGUCCCGUAGCAAGUCGUACAAAGGCCCUUGCAAGAAACUGCGCUGCACCAAGGCUUGUCACAAAGAGCACUACAAGGGUGGGUUUUGCUCCAGUAAAAAGUCGAUCGUUGACGAUGAGCUCAACGAAGACGACGGCGAGAACGGCUUUCAAAAACCGCCUAGGAAAAAGUUGUGCAUUUGUACAUCCUCAUGCAGCCAAGCCCCACCACCACCGUCGGAACCUCAUGUGCCGGAGCCGCCCGAAGUGCCGGUGCCUGGGCCACCGCCGAGGGCCGGCCAUAUUUAUUGAGUGAGUAAAUGGUGGUAUGUAUGAACCUGAGGUGCCGAGGAAAGAGAGGAAACAACCA
Molecule: messenger RNA, 467 nt
Organism: Triticum dicoccoides
Lineage: Eukaryota; Viridiplantae; Streptophyta; Magnoliopsida; Poales; Poaceae
Exons: 2
Coding region: 35-409 (124 amino acids)
Source: RefSeq, a predicted model, not a curated record